UUGGCUGCUAUGCCUGACCAUACAGACAUUUCCCUUAGCCCCGAAGAGCGAGUCCGCGCCCUAAGCAAGCUUGGUUGUAAUAUCACAGUCAACGAAGAUAUCGCCCCACGCCGCUACUUUAGAUCUGGAGUAGAAAUGGAGAGAAUGGCCUCUGUGUAUUUGGAAGAAGGGAAUUUGGAAAAUGCCUUCGUUCUUUAUAAUAAGUUUAUAACCUUGUUUGUAGAAAAACUUCCGAGCCAUCGAGAUUACCAGCAAUGUGCAGUACCCGAGAAGCAGGACAUUAUGAAGAAACUGAAGGAGAUUGCAUUCCCAAGGACAGAUGAAUUGAAAAAGGACCUUUUAAAGAAAUAUAACAUAGAAUACCAAGAAUAUUUACAAAGCAAAAACAAAUAUAAAGCAGAAAUUCUUAAAAAGCUGGAGCAUCAGAGAUUGAUAGAGGCGGAGAGAAAGCGGAUUGCUCAGAUGCGCCAGCAGCAGCUGGAAUCCGAGCAGUUCCUGUUUUUCGAAGAUCAACUCAAGAAGCAAGAGUUAGCCCGAGGUCAGACGUCCAGCCAGGAAGCCCCAGCGUUGUCCGAGCAGAUUGAUGGCAGUGCUUUGUCCUGCUUUUCCACACAUCAGAACAACUCCUUGCUGAAUGUGUUUGUGGAGCAACCUAAUAAAAGUGAUGCAACCAAUUACACCAGCCACUCUCCUCCCGUAAACAGGGCCCUAAAGCCAGCUGCUACUCUAAGUGCUGUUCAGAAUUUAGUGGUUGAAGGACUGAGAUGCGUAGUCUUACCAAGAGAUCUUUGCCACAAAUUUCUGCUGCUGGCCGAGUCCAAUACAGUAAGAGGAAUAGAAACUUGUGGAAUUCUCUGUGGAAAACUGACACAUAAUGAAUUUACUAUUACCCAUGUAAUAGUGCCAAAGCAGUCUGCAGGACCAGACUACUGUGACAUGGAAAAUGUAGAAGAGUUAUUCAAUGUUCAGGAUCAACACGAUCUCCUCACACUAGGAUGGAUCCACACACAUCCCACCCAAACUGCGUUCCUAUCCAGCGUUGAUCUUCACACUCACUGUUCCUAUCAGCUCAUGUUGCCAGAGGCUAUUGCCAUUGUUUGUUCACCAAAGCAUAAGGACACUGGUAUCUUCAGGCUCACCAAUGCCGGCAUGCUUGAGGUUUCUGCGUGUAAAAAAAAGGGCUUUCAUCCACACACCAAGGACCCCAGGCUGUUCAGUAUAUGCAAACAUGUGUUGGUAAAAGAUGCAAAAAUAAUUGUGCUGGAUCUCAGGUGAUAUGUUCUGAAGAUUCACACCAUCAGCUCCAGACACCUACCUGUGGACAUUUGGUUGCUGGAUUUUCUUAAGAUGUUUCCAGAAGUGACUGAUAUUUUAUAUUUAUACAUUUUAGAUCAGAAAGUUUGAUAUUUAUUGCUCUUGCAUAUUUUGAAGUUUUCUUUUUGGUUGCUUUGUCUCAAGAGAGGUCAUAAAGUUGUUAAAUCAAUACCUAUUAAUAUACCCAAAUACUAUGGCCUGAUAAUAAAUUGUGCUGAAAAC
Molecule: messenger RNA, 1536 nt
Organism: Orycteropus afer afer
Lineage: Eukaryota; Metazoa; Chordata; Mammalia; Tubulidentata; Orycteropodidae
Gene: STAMBPL1
Product: STAM binding protein like 1
Biological process (GO): protein K63-linked deubiquitination
Cellular component (GO): membrane; endosome
Molecular function (GO): protein binding; K63-linked deubiquitinase activity; metal-dependent deubiquitinase activity
Source: RefSeq, a predicted model, not a curated record